Molecule: messenger RNA, 345 nt
Organism: Hydatigera taeniaeformis
Lineage: Eukaryota; Metazoa; Platyhelminthes; Cestoda; Cyclophyllidea; Taeniidae
Source: the annotation of a GenBank genome assembly
AUGGUCUCCGUUAAACGCAUGCAAUUGGUGCGUUGUCUCUCUUCGUUAAUUCACGGUUCAUCAGCGUCCAAAUUGAUGUGGAUCUUUCAACUCUACGACACAGAAGGUGACGGCGUAAUCGACAAGACCGAGAUGUUGAAGGUAGUCCAAUCCAUUUACGAUCUGCUCGGCAAACACACAGACCCUCCUUACGAAGAAGCGUCGGUGAAAGAGCACAUGGAAUUUGUGUUCAGUAAAUUGGACAUAAAUCAGGAUGGUGUUAUAAGUCGAGAAGAAUUCAUAGAAGCCUGUCAAAAUGAUCCCAACAUAUCGGACGCUCUCGGGUGUUUGCACACGACCAUUUAA